Lentinula edodes (shiitake mushroom) is the source of this 1503-nucleotide messenger RNA. RefSeq names its product nucleotide-diphospho-sugar transferase. The record is from RefSeq and is a predicted model, not a curated record. Lineage: Eukaryota; Fungi; Basidiomycota; Agaricomycetes; Agaricales; Omphalotaceae. Gene Ontology annotation, molecular function: mannose-1-phosphate guanylyltransferase (GTP) activity. The transcript has 5 exons. Bases 1 to 1503 code for a protein of 500 amino acids. Gene Ontology annotation, biological process: GDP-mannose biosynthetic process.
AUGUCUGUGCCUCCACAAUUGUCCUCACUGUCUGCUGGCCAGAGCAACAGUCAAUUGAGCGUUGAACUUAUGUUCCAAAGCAUUAUGGGCAUGAUGCAGCAAUCUCAAAUCGACAUUGCCGACCUCAAGCACGAAUGCUCAGAGCUCAAGCAGGCCAACGCCAAUCUUGAGAGGCAACUACGAGACAACAACCAGGGUUACAAUGGGUACUACCGCGCCAGCACGCCCGGGUUUAUGACUCCUGCAGUACCCUCGAGUCCUCAAAUGCGAGCAAAGUCACCUUUCCUCAGUCCUGCAAUUCCUAAUUCAAUCCCGACACUCUCCGCUCCUGUACACCACCCAUCUCCUUUGGGUGACAACGCGAUCUCAAACUCGAGUUACUUUAGCGCUGCCCGCGACAUUCCUGGGUUCUACGUCGUAAUUCCCGCUGGUGGUGCAGGUACACGUUUGUGGCCCCUUUCCCGUGAAGGGCACCCGAAGUUCCUUCUCGAUCUUACGCUCAAAGGACGGUCCCUUAUCCAGGCGACAUGGGAUCGUCUUCUUCCUCUGACCUCUGCUAGUCGCACUACAAUUGUAGCUGGACCCAGUCACGUAUCUUCUAUCCGCGAGCAACUUCCUGACUUGCUUUCUGAAAACCUUUUCUGUGAACCUACGGCCAAAGAUUCGAUGGCCGCCAUCGGCCUCGCUGCGGCUAUUUUGGCUCAUCGAGAUCCCGACGCUGUCAUUGGCUCAUUCGCUGCUGACCACAUGAUUUCUGGUGAUGAUGCCUUCCUGGCUGCUGUCGCUGAGGCCGUCGAGGUCGCGCGAAACGAUUACCUCGUGACAAUCGGAAUUGCCCCUUCACAUCCAUCUACCGGCUUUGGGUACAUCCGUCUAGGUGAACCCGUCAAUAUCAAGAAUGCUCCAAACGCACGGCUCGUUUCCAGUUUCAAAGAAAAACCUGAUGCCAGAACAGCUGCUUCAUACAUCGCCACCGGAAAAUACCGCUGGAACGCGGGUAUGUUCGUGAUGAAAGCCACAACUCUUCUUAAAUUCCUUGAGGAAUACAAGCCUGAGAUGAGUGAAGGGCUAAGGAAGAUUGGUGCGGUUUGGGACGACGAAAAAGAGAGGAAUAUAAUUUUGGAAAAAAUUUGGCCAGAGUUGGAGAAGAUUCCCAUCGAUAAUGCGGUCGCUGAACCCGCCGCAGAAGUUGGAAGAGUUGCUGUUGUACCUGCAACCUUCGGUUGGGAUGAUGUCGGUGAUUUUUCUUCUCUUUCCGACCUUUUGCCUGCAGAGGCGAAUCAACCUCGUGUUUUGGGAGACCCCUCUCUUGUGCUUACCGAUCAAGUUGCCGGAGGUAUUGUCGUACCCGGUUCAGGUCGUUUGAUAUCUUGCCUCGGCGUUGACGAUCUGGUCAUCGUCGAUAUGCCAGAUUGUCUAUUGGUCACUACCCGCGCACGAUCGCAAGAAGUCAAAAGAAUUGUUAAAAAGGCCAGGGAUCAUGGGUGGAAGAAGCUCCUCUAA